AUGGAAUCAGAAGAAUUGUCUAUGCAUGAAGCUUAUAAGAAUUUUUGUUCAAAACAUCCUUUAAAAAAGUUGUCUAUGCCUAAAAGCGAUUUAGUUUGGUGUUAUUAUGAUAUUAAUAGUAGGAAUGACAAUAUAAUUGUAUUUUUACACGGAAUAUGUGGAACAGCUGGAUGUUAUUUUUAUCAAUUAGAUAAGUUAUCUAAUUUGGGUUUUAGAGUGAUUUCUUUUCAAUAUCCUUGCUAUAAUUAUUUAAAAGAUUGGAUAAAAAAUAUGUGUAAUAUUCUAGAAUAUUUAAAUAUUAAAAAAGCUCAUUUUUUUGCUAGCGAUUUGGGUGGUUAUUUGAUUCAACUAUAUGCAAAAUUAUAUCCAUCAAAAAUUCAAUCCUUAAUUUUAUGUAACUCUUAUAGAAAAACAGAUGAUUUUGCAGCUAUUGCUUCAUUAAGAAACAUAUAUGGAAAACUAUAUAGUUUUUUACCACAUGUUUUGUUAAAAAAAAUAAUAUUAGAAAAUUAUAUAUAUAUCAACUAUGUAAAUAUAGAUUUAAAAGAAAAAAAUUCUUUAGAAUUUAUGAGUAAUGAAAUUGAUUUAAUUUCUGCUUCAGAUUUAGGAGGAAGAAUUAGCUUACAGUUGUCAUCAGAUAUCAUUGAUAGAAUUUACGUUAAUGAUAAAUGCAUAACAAUUUUACAAACACUAAAUAAUAUGUAUUCAGAUAGUUUAAACGAAGAUAUGAAAAAAGCAUAUCCUUUCGCCAAACAUGCAAUCAUGAAAUCGGGUGGUGAUUUUCCUUAUUUAAGUAGAUAUGAAGAAGUGAACAUGUACAUUUUAGUUCAUUUAAGAAACAAUUGCAAUGCGAGUUUCGUCAAAGAACAAAUUAGUAAUAUGAGUUAUAUCCAUCAACAAAAAAAUGAAGAUGAUAAUGAACAGAUUUCGGAAAAAAAAAAGUAUACUGCACUUCAUUAUAGAACAAAUGAAAAUAACUAUAACAGUGGUUACAGUAAUUCUCAUAAUAAUGUAGAUAUACAUACUUAUAAGGAAAAAUAUAUAACAGAAACAAGUAAAUAUCAAAUAAUAAAUAACAAUAUUAAUAAUAAUUAUCAAAAAUAUGAUUCUCAUUUAUUUAAAAAUGGGAAUUAUACCAUUAAUGAAGAUAAUAGUAAUAAUAGGAAAAAUAAGGAUAAUUAUGAUGAUGAAGAAAAUUCUACAUUUUGUAAAAACAAUACUAGCAAUUAUUAUAUUAAACAAAACUCUUAUGAAGAACAAAAUGGAAAUCACUCAACUAUAAAUAAUUAUAUAAAUGAUAAUUAUAGCUUUUCGAAUAAUUCUAAUGCCUUUAGCAUAAAUCAUAAUGAUUGUAAUUACAUAGAUAAUAACGAUAAUUACAGAAAUAAAACUAAUGAUACAUGUAAUUAUAAUAAUAUUAACGAUGAAUAUACUUACAUUAAUACUAGUAAUGAAAACUUUAAUAAAACUGAUAAAAAUAUUAAUAUUUCAGAGGAGAGUUAUAAUAAAGAAUCAAUAAAUUAUCAAGAUAAUUUUAAUCAAAAUGAUGCAGGAUAUAACCAUACUAAUAUCAAUCAAAAUGAUAUUUUCUGCCAUUUUUGA
This is a messenger RNA of Plasmodium relictum, 1602 nucleotides long. Its product is annotated as acid cluster protein 33 homologue, putative. The transcript has a single exon. NCBI's taxonomy places the organism in Eukaryota, Apicomplexa, Aconoidasida, Haemosporida, Plasmodiidae. The coding region runs from base 1 to 1602 and encodes 533 amino acids. The record is from RefSeq and is a predicted model, not a curated record.